This is a messenger RNA of Anneissia japonica, 2410 nucleotides long. RefSeq names its product F-box only protein 42-like. NCBI's taxonomy places the organism in Eukaryota, Metazoa, Echinodermata, Crinoidea, Comatulida, Comatulidae. The record is from RefSeq and is a predicted model, not a curated record. The transcript is spliced from 5 exons. The coding region runs from base 45 to 1556 and encodes 503 amino acids. Gene Ontology annotation, molecular function: protein binding.
GAUGACUCGCGAUUAUAUAUCGUUAAUUACCACCGCAAACAAUAAUGGAAUUGGGAAGUAAAAGUAAUAGAAGUUUUAAUAACUUGCCCGAAGAAAUUGUGGAAAAGAUUUUAUGGUAUCUUUCACCUUACCGAGAAUGUGAUGAUGCUGCUAGAGUGUGUAAAGUAUGGAAUAGACUUAUUCACGGCAUACAACAACGUAGAUACCAUGCAUUCAGAAAUAAUACACAAGAUGGUAAGAUACGUUGGAGCCAUAAACAAUGCCCUCAAACACCUGUUACAGCUCGUCAUUCACAUAGUGCUUGUUACGUAGAUGGCAAUAUGUAUAUCUUUGGCGGAAGCUCUGUAUCCGAAACAACAUUUAAUGACAUUUGGAAGUUGGACUUGACCAGCAGAAAAUGGUCUCGUGUAAUCGCAUCAGGAAGUGGUCCACGUUCCAUGCCGUCUCCACGUGCUUCAGCUUCUAUGGUUUACUAUAAGGGUUUACUGAUAGUGUUUGGAGGAUGGGCUCCUCCUCUUCCAUCACCUCUUUAUCCAGCUCCAAGGUUUUAUAAUGAGCUUCAUGUAUAUGACAUGGCUUUGAAUCAAUGGUCCGCUAUCACAACAUCAGUGACACCUCCUCCAAUGGCUGGGCAUAGAGCAACAGUUGUGAAAAACAAAAUGAUAAUAUUUGGUGGAUGGCAUGUACAGGAAAGAAGUAAUGAUAUUUGGGUGCUAAACAUGGAUAAAAUGGAAUGGCACAAACAGGACACAAAACAACCAAAACCUCUUGAGCGGUCCGGCCAUGGUCAAAUUAAGAUCAAUGACCAAUAUCAAUUAAUCAUUGGAGGCUGGGGAAAGAACGGAAUGCUUUGUGAUGAUAUCUGGUUGUUGCAUAUGGAUCCCUGUUUACCGUGGAACUGGACUCCAAUCCAAAUUGAUAAUGCAGCACAUUCACCUCCUGAGAUUUGGUGCCAUCCAGUUGUUAAAGUGGGUAAUUCUGUAGUUGUUUAUAGUCGCAGCAAACGACCUCAACAUAAACAUCAUAAUCCUUGUAUUUCCUCCAUGAGAACUGGCCCUCGAGCAAGUAAUGAACUUAGGGAAGCAGUUCCUGUUGCUAACAAUAUAGACAAUUGUGUGAAUGGUAUUCGAGGAAGCCUGCAAAAAAGUGCUACUGACAACUCUUAUGAAAAUAGGGACCAACCAUUGACUUCAAAAACCAAUUCUGCAUUUUGUGGACAAGAUUACCCUGGUUUGCAUUGUAGUUGUAAAUGGCCAACAAAAGCACAAACACAAUCAACUCUUUUGGUAAGAUCUCCUCUUCAGUUGUAUAUUCUAGAUAUAACAAACGUAUUAAGCGAUCAUAUUGUAAAGUGGCGUGUAGCAGUGCAGAAUGGAAACCAGGUUAGUGAUCAGAUAAGAGCUUUCCCAUUGGACCAUAGACCUCCACCAGAAAGGAUAUCAUUUUAUUCAGUUGUUUUGGGACAGGCAGAGAUGGUGAUGUUUGGUGGUGCUGUGAUGGAUCCUGAAGUAGGUAGAAGGACCACAGCAGUAAAUUCUGCGCAUUUUGCAUGCUGAUGUUCGCACUAACUAAAGCAUUUUAAUAUAUAUUAUGUCGUAGACUUCGUAAUUACAGUACUUAUUUAACAUACCUGUACGUAAAACUAUUAUUUAUUGUAUUUAUUGCUUUAGAUGCUGGAGUAUAACUUUAAAAAUGCUGCAUUGUAAAUCUAAUAAACUUGAAAAUUAAAAAAGAACAAUUUUGUGUAGUUCAAGUUACUAGCUUUCUACUGAAAACAGUAGUUUAGCCAGAAAAACGAAAUAGGCCAUCCAAAAUAUGCUUUAGUUUGAUGCAACAUUUGAUAGAUUCAAGGAAUAUAAAUAUUUGCUGAAGGUAGACCAGGCCCAACUAGGCUAGGCCGAGCUGAGUAGGCCAUGCCGUUCAAGCCAUCACGGUAAAAUUGGCAGUCUUAAAUAAUUGUUGACCUUCUAAAAGAUGGCCAGACGGCUCGCUGUCUAAGCUCUUGACUGAAAAUAAGAAUGAGAAAAGAAAACAAUUUUCUCUCUAGUGAUUGGUCAAUAAAUUAUAAAAUUUUUAUUUUAAAUUACUUAUGUGAUUCUUUAAAACAAGCAAUCAUAAGGAAUGUUUGUAAUUUUCACAUUUUUAUUUAUCAAGAAAGGAAGACACUCUUUAUUUGCCUUAUACUAUAGUUUGAUGCACACACUUCAGUUCAUUUCUUUUAAGAUAUCUACUGCAUACAGUAGUAUAGUAGUAAUUUUAUCAACAUUUUUAUCUACUAUUUCUCUAUAAUCUUAACAUACAUAUAUGUAGAGCUACUGUAUUUUUGUUUAGUAAACCAUCAAUAUCAUAAUACUGUACAGUAUAUAUUUCAAGGGUUUGAUUCGGCAAAUUAAAAUAUGAAAUAUUGCUU